AGCGGAGCGCGGGGCCUCGAAGCUGCGUCAGGGCUGUGCACGGGGCUCUGAGCUGCACUUCCUCCCCCCGGAGCAGAGCAGGGGGGUGGGGGGGCCAUGGGCAGGAGAAGGUGACCCUCUGGGGGUCCCCGCUGUCCCCAUGUCGUUGGCACUCAAAGCACGGCAGAAGGCGAAGCGCAAAGGCGGCGGCGCCAAGGAGAGGGUGUUCGGCUGCGACCUCCUGGAGCACCUGCAGCAGUCGGGGAAGGACGUGCCGCAGGUGCUGCGGAGCUGCACUGAGUUCGUGGAGCAGCACGGGGUGGUGGAUGGCAUCUACCGGCUGUCAGGGGUCUCCUCCAACAUCCAGAGGCUGCGCCAAGAGUUUGAUGGGGAGCGCAGCCCGGACCUGCAGAAGGACGUCUACCUGCAGGACAUCCACUGUGUCAGCUCGCUCUGCAAGGCGUACUUCCGUGAGCUGCCCAACCCGCUGCUCACCUACCGCCUCUACGACCGCUUCGCCGAUGCGGUGGCCACACAGAUGGAGGAGGCACGCCUGGUGAAGAUCAAGGAGGUGCUGAAGGAGCUGCCCCCCCCCCACUAUAGGACUUUGGAGUUCCUGAUGCGGCACCUGCUGCGCAUGGCAUCCUACAGCCACACCACCAACAUGCACGCCCGGAACCUGGCCAUCGUCUGGGCCCCCAAUCUGCUGCGCUCGAGGGACAUCGAGGCAACGGGCUUCAACGGGACGGCCGCGUUCAUGGAGGUGCGGGUGCAGUCCAUCGUGGUGGAGUUCAUCCUCACCCACGUGGAGCAGCUCUUUGGGGAUGCACCUCUCUGUGGCGGUGAGGCGACGCGACGCUCCCGGUUGUUCCCUGGGGACGGGUCGGGGCCCUACAACGUCCCUGCAGCGCUCAGCCAGGGCGAUGGGCCCCCCCCGAUCCGGCCCUACCACACCAUCAUCGAGCUCAGCGACCACAGGAGGAAGGGGUCCCUGAAGGCCAAGAAAUGGAAGUCCAUCUUCCACCUGGGCCGCUCCGAUGCCAAGCGCAAGCUGGGGAAGGCAGAGGAGAAAGACGAGGAUGGGAUGAGGAUGGGAUGUUCCCCAGCAGACGAUCCCCGGCUCAGCACCACGUGUGUGAUGAAGGAACCACCGCAGCGCCGGGAGAGCUUUGACACCUGCUCCUCGCUGCCACCCACUGGGACCUUCCCGGUGCUGGAGGAGAGCCCCGAGGAGAAGCUGAUUGCAACAGAGGAACCACGGGGACCUGAGUCAGAGAGCGAGAGCAGCACCAAGUCGGAGCCCACCACCCCCCGGCCGGGCCGCAUGGCGGUGGUGGGGGCCCGCAGCCGAGCUGAGAAGUGCGCGGGGGUCCAUAUUUCAGGUCCCUUCUCCGUCACCGUCCCUUUGCACAUCACCUCCAACCUCUCCCGGCUGACGCGGGGACAGCAGUGCCCGGCGCUGGCUCAGCAUGGAGCCAUUGGAUCCCCGCUGCCCACCCGUCGCCUCACCAAGGAGUCCAAACCCCCCCAAACCAACACGGAGGAGGAUGCCCGGCUGUCCCUGGAGCUGCGUGACUCCUUUGCCUUCCUGGACUGCCAGGACGCGUGGCUGGAGCACGGAGAUGGGGACACAGCAGUGAGGGCAGUGUUGGGACAUGGUGGCCCUGGGGACAGCGAUGAGUACCCGGCCAUAGAGGAGGGCAUGGAGAGUGGAUUCAUGAAUCCAGGGGAGUCCCCCGUGGAGCAGCCUGACAGCUACCUGUCUAUUGAGGAGUGCAUGGAUGAGGAGAUGUUCUACAUGGCACCCAGCUGCUCUGACACCGAGGAGCCCACCGGGGACACUGACUCCGAUGACAUGUUCCUCAGUGCCCAUGAUGAGCUCAGCCCGCUGGCAGCCGACCCUGAGACCCCCACCAACAGCAUGGCCCUGGAGGAACGUGGGGCUGAGCUGUGGGAUGGGUGCCCACCACCAGAGCCAUGUCCUGCAGAGGAGGUGGCUCCAGGUGAUGGGGGGCACUUGGAGGACCCUUGUGGGGACAUAGCAGAGGAGGAGGGACAGAUCCCAGCAAAAGAGGAGGGGGGUGGAGGUGACAGGGAAGGGAACAAUGGAUGGAGCAGAACUGAGCUGGGGCUUGAGGAUGGAGCAGCAGAAGCAAUGCUGGCUCCAGGUGGGGACGAGGAGAUGGAUGGAGCACCAAAGCAGAGUGAGGAGGGGGACCCCCAACCUUUAGAGGUGUCUCCAGCGCCAGAAGGACCCUUCCAGGAGCUCACUGUGACCCCACUCCCUCAAGAGUCUGUCCCCAAUGUUCCUCCAACCCCGGUGGCUGCUGCCGAGGCUCCCCCAACCCCAAUGGCAGUCCAAGAGGUUCUUCCAACCCCAAUGGCAGUCCCUGAGGUUCUCCCAACCCCAAUGGCAAUCCAAGGGGUUCCUCCAACCCCAAUGGCUGCCCCUGAGGAACCUCCAACCCCAGCGGCCACCACAGAGGGCACAGAGCCCCCACCAGAGGCCAUCACCCCCACUCCCCAAGGGGGCAGCCCCUGACCCCACU
Messenger RNA from Meleagris gallopavo (turkey), 2528 nucleotides. The record is from RefSeq and is a predicted model, not a curated record. Lineage: Eukaryota; Metazoa; Chordata; Aves; Galliformes; Phasianidae.